Molecule: messenger RNA, 2407 nt
Organism: Xyrauchen texanus (razorback sucker)
Lineage: Eukaryota; Metazoa; Chordata; Actinopteri; Cypriniformes; Catostomidae
Gene: smad7
Product: SMAD family member 7
Exons: 4
Coding region: 936-2066 (376 amino acids)
Biological process (GO): transforming growth factor beta receptor signaling pathway; anatomical structure morphogenesis; regulation of transcription by RNA polymerase II
Cellular component (GO): heteromeric SMAD protein complex
Molecular function (GO): I-SMAD binding; transcription regulator inhibitor activity
Source: RefSeq, a predicted model, not a curated record
GGACUUUAUCUCUAAUACAGCACCAGAACACAUUUCCAUCUCCUCUCGCAGUCUGCAACAUUGUAACUUUGUAAACACUUUGACAAAUGUAUCCAGUCUGAUGUUACUUUGUUUCAUGUUUGCGCAACACAAUCACUUUUUUCCCCAGCCUGUACUUUUUUUUUUUUUUUAAAGCGACAGGGUGUCUAGACAACCACAUGACCCGCGGCGCGCCAAUGACAGAGACAGAGCGAGAUACACAUACAGAGAGAGAGAGAGAGAGAGAGAGAGAGGCGCCUGAUCUUCUGCUCGUUUACAGUCUGUUUAGUAGCGAUCGACUCGCUUGUUGUUUCCCAUGCUCGGAAGCUGAACGCAUUUAUGGUUCGGGAACGAUCUGAAAACGGUUAUUCGUGGAUAAUUCCGAGCGUUCUCAUAUGUUACAGCGUGUAUGCAUCAGGAAACACACGCGUUUAAGAUAGUUUUUCGUCUUUUCUGUCCGGCCAGACGUGGAUUUAUACUGGUGCCUUUUGGAUCAGAGCUUCAGAUUUGGUUUCAAAUGUAUCAUUAUUGUAUCCGGAGGACCCGUUGAUGUUAGACGCUUAACGUUACGUGUGGAUUAAGAUCGAACGCUUUUAUCGCUGUUACAUUGUUGCACGCUACUGUGACAUCAGCGUUCAUGUGUCAUUUCUGAGGAGUUCAACGCGAAUGUAGCGGCGCUUCUGAUCAACACGGACAGUCUGACGGUUUCUGGAUCUCGAAGGGGUAUUUUUUAAAAUUCCGUGUCGGUUUGGUUGGUGAAAUAUUAAAGACUGGCGUAUGAAACAGAUUGCCUGUGCUUCUCCUGCUCGCCGAUUCUCCGCCGUCUCCUCUCCGGUUGUGGAUUCGGACCCCGGGAUCUUCAUGAUUUGCGGACAAAAUGGCCGUUUUUUAGCCGGGGAACCCUUUUGUCGUCCCGCAUGUUCAGGACCAAACGAUCGGGGCUCGUCCGGCGACUCUGGAGGAGCCGUGCGCCCGUGGUGGGCGACGGGGACGCGGACACCGGGACGCGCGGGGGCAACGCGGGCUGCUGCCUCGGGAAACCCAGCGGCGUUAAGCCGAACCCCGGCACCGAGGCCGAACUGAAAGCCCUGACCUACUCCAUCCUGAAAAAGAUUAAAGAAAAGCAGUUGGAGGUGCUCCUGCAGGCGGUGGAGUCCAAGGGGGGAGCGCGGAGCCCCUGCCUCUAUAUGCCCGGGAAAGUGGACGCCAGACUGGGUCAACAGUCGUACCCGCUCCCGCUGCUGCUCUUUAAAGUGUUCCGGUGGCCGGACCUCCGGCAUUCCUCGGAAUUAAAAAGACUCUCGUGCUGUGAAUCUUUUGGGAAAAUCAACCCGGAGCUCGUGUGCUGCAACCCGCAUCAUAUGAGCAGACUCUGUGAGCUCGAAUCCCCCCCACCCCCGUACUCAAGAUAUCCCACCGAUUUUCUUAAACCACCUGAUUCUCCAGGUUCUGUGCCUGCUUCCACUGAAACUGGGGGAUCAACGUAUUCGGCCCCUGUGGGGUUCUCAGAUUCCCUGGCUCUUCAGGAGCGUGGAGAACACCCUCACUGGUGUGUAGUGGCAUACUGGGAGGAGAAGACCCGCGUUGGACGUCUCUACUCCGUCCAGGAGUCAUCUCUGGACAUUUUCUAUGACCUACCUCAAGGCACGGGCUUUUGCCUGGGCCAGCUCGCUUCCGACAACAAAAGUCAACUCGUGCAAAUGGUUCGGGCCAAGAUCGGCUACGGCAUCCAGCUCAGCCGCGAAGCUGACGGUGUUUGGGUGUACAACCGGAGUUCCUAUCCGAUAUUCAUCAAGUCAGCCACUCUGGACAACCCGGACUCACGUACGCUGCUAGUGCAUAAAGUAUUCCCAGGAUUUUCCAUAAAGGCCUUCGACUUCGAGAAGGCCGGAAGCCUGCAGCGACCCAAUGACCACGAGUUUAGCCAACAGCCGCGGACGGGUUUUACCGUACAGAUCAGUUUCGUAAAGGGCUGGGGGCAAUGCUACACCAGACAGUUCAUCAGUAGCUGCCCCUGCUGGCUCGAGGUCAUAUUUAACAACCGAUAACAGCAAGCCCCGCCCUUUACCACCCCCCAUUCCUUAAUCGCCAUGACGAUGGACUAGCCCUUACCUUUUAUGGACUACUUUUUUUCCCGAGAAGCGGAAGAGUUCUCCAGAGGAUGUUUUACGAAAGAAAACUCACUUUGACUUGUUUAAUAAAUGACUAAGAUUUAAUUAAGUGAAAGAAAUGCUAAAAUGUAUUUUAUGUUAAAUAUAUAUUAUUACGUGUAAAUACGAAGUUUUAUAUGCAUUGUUAUUUAUGUAUUGUGCAAUGUGUUGAUGAGAAAAAGAUGCACUUUGCUUAAUAUAAAUGCAAACAAAGACAUGCCAAAAUAAAACAAAAAAUA